GCACGAGCUCCUCGGAAAAUGGCCAUGAUCAGGCAAUUCAGGCUACCUGGCUGAUCAUUAGUAUCAGGUGCAUUAUUUCUCUUGGGCUCUAAUUCCUCGAUCCUGUAUUGUACGGGAAGCUUCAGGGGGGAAUUACUGGGCUAUCGCGAUGCAUCCCGUUAGCCUCGCGGGUUCAGUCGGCGCGUCUGAAACAGCGCGAUCGUUCCUCGCCACGCCAACACCCUCGCAACGCGCUCGUCGCCGCAAUGCCUCGCGUUCCUCUCCGCAGAGUCGCAUUCAGACGCACAGCGUCGCUGAUCGUCGCGUAAACUCGCAGAUCGCUCGUACCGCAUCCCCGUCAGUACCAGCUCUGCAAUUGCGAUCCACUCGUCCACGUCAGCACCUCGCCGUGCGUGCAGCGGCUGACGGCGAUGUCGGAGCGGAUUAUCCGACGUCUGCAGAGGCGGUCGAACUCGCGGCGGAGAAGCCUGGCGUGUCAGGAGGCCCUCAGGAGCCCGCGAGCCCGUCCUCCAAAGGAUCAGCCGCCGUUGAGCCUAAUGCGCGCGCCAAAACCUCUAGUAGCAGCAGCGGCGGGGGGGGGUCGUCCGCGCUCGAUAAGCUCCGCGAGCUGCUGCGGGCGGCGGAGGCAGAGCUGGAGAAGGCGAGCGCGCGGACCGUUGAGACGGAGGAGGAGGCGCGGAGGGUGGCGGAACGCGCCAUAGAGCUGUCUGACGUUGUCGCCAAGGCGGAAGCGGCGGCGGAAGCCGCGCGGGCGCAGAUGGAGGCGGAGCUGGCGGAGGAGGCGCUGGCGCAGGAUGCGCUGAGGCAGGCUGACGUGGCGUUUUACCAGCAGGAGGAGGCGCUUGCGGCAGCGGAGGCGCAGCUGCAGGCGGCGGUUGGGGGGAUGGCGGAGCAGGGGGGGCAGGAAGGUGAAAGCCUGCGAUCCAGCUUAGUUAAUUCCGUCCAGGAGACGCGGGAGGAGCUGGGGAGGCGGGAGGCGGAGCUGAGAGCGCGGAGGGAGGCAGCAGCGGGGGCGACUGAACGUAGGAUAAGGGCACAGGGGGAGGCGGCGACGCUGGCGGCGGCAGCGGGGGAGGCACGGGCGCGUGCGGGGGAGGCGGAGGAGGAGGUGGGGGAGCGGAUGGGCGUUGCAGAGCGGGCGGUGGCGUUCGAGCUGGAGGCGCGGCAGAGCGUGGCGGAGGCCGCCAAGGCGCUCGCGCGGGCGGAGAAGCUGGUCUCUGACAUCGCCAAGGCGGAGGCAGAGGCAGCGAAGCUAGGGGCGGAGAAGGCGGCGCUGCUAGCAAGUGAGGUGGCGGGGGUGUCGGCCGCGCUGAGGGCCACGGUGAAGGGCGGCAGGGCGGCGGCUGGCAUGCCGACCACCGACUCCGAUAGCGACUCCGACAGGGACUCGACCAGGGGCCCGGAUGGCGACUCAGACAGGGACGAGGGCGGUGACUCGGGCAGUGAGUCCGACCGCGAGGGGGAGAGUGCGAAGGACGGGGCGGCGAGGGACGGUGUGGCGGAAAAUGUUGCAGAGGCUGUGGUGAAGGAGGGGAAGGGGAAGGGGAAGAAGGGGGCGAAGGUUGGAGGGGAGGAAGCGACGAGGGUGGAUGGAGAGGUCGGGCGGACUGGGGCGGUGAGUGAGGGGGUGAAGGAUGCGAGGAAGGAGGGAAAGAAGGGGAGAGUGGAUGCUGACUCGGUACCUCAAGGCCGAGCAGAAACCGGUGCUGGAGAUGGGAUCAAGGGUGAUGCAGGGGAGGCGGGAGCAGAGGAGGUCGAGGAGGUACCUGCUGCUGCUGCAGUGGCAGCAGCAGUGCCUGGCUCAGAUGAACCCGCUGCCGUUCCUCCCGCUUCCCCCUCCUCCCCAUCAUCCAAGUCCUCCUCUUCUUCCUCCUCCUCGUCGUCCAAGAAGUCAUCGCGGUUCUUCUCGGCGUCCUUCUUCUCCGCGGACGGCCACGAGGUGCAGGACGCGCUCAAGUGGGUGCGCACUGGGCUGCCCUCGCUGCUCACGCACCUGCCCAAGCUGCUGCUCGCGCUCUCCGUACUUCUCUUUGGCGGGUUUGCCCUGAGAGCGCGCAUGGCGCACAGAGCAGCGGUGCACACGCCCCCCGCCACAGUGGUGCAGAUGGAAGCCGUGCAGGGGCAGGGGGUGGGUGCAGCGCAGGGGGGAGUGGGCGCAGGGGAGGUGGGAGCAGCGCUCGUGCAGGAGGGUGUGGAGGGUGCAGUGGAGGGCUUUGUGCAAGCAGGGGCGGGGGCGGCAGGGGGACAGCUGCAGGCGCGAGGGCGUGUGGCGUCGGCUAACCCGGUGGUGUCGGCGGUGCAGUCGGUGGUGGGGCGAGUGAAGGCCCUCAUUGACAAACUGCCCAGACACGAGCCGAACGAGGAGGAGACGCAGCUGUUUGACGUGCUGUGGCUGCUGCUGGCCAGUGUGGUCUUCGUUCCCAUCUUCCAGAAGCUGCCAGGAGGCAGUCCCGUGCUGGGCUAUCUGACAGCGGGUGCCUUAAUCGGUCCCUAUGCGCUCUCCAUCAUCAAGCACGUGCACGGCACCAAGGCGCUCGCUGAGUUCGGCGUCGUCUUCCUCAUGUUCAACAUCGGACUGGAGCUGUCGCUAGAGCGCCUUCGCUCCAUGCGCAAAUACGUCUUCGGACUCGGCUCCGCCCAGGUGCUGGUGUCGGCGCUGGUGAUUGGGCUGUGCGUGCUGGCAGUGGCGGGGGUAUCGGGCCCAGCAGCCAUCGUCAUCGGCAACGGCCUCGCACUCUCCUCAACUGCCGUUGUACUCCAGGUGCUGCAAGAGCGUGGUGAGAGCACGUCCCGCCACGGCCGAGCCACCUUCUCCGUGCUGCUCUUCCAGGAUCUAGCGGUGGUGGUGCUGCUCAUCCUCAUUCCGCUCCUCUCCCCCACCUCCUCCAAAGGGGGCGUGGGGCUGGGAGCCAUAGCAGAGGCGCUAGGCGUGGCAGCAGUGAAGGCUGCAGUGGCCAUCUCAGGCAUCAUUGCGGGCGGCAGGCUGCUGCUGCGGCCCAUCUACCGCAGCAUGGCGGAGAACCACAACGCUGAGAUCUUCGCCGCCAACACACUGCUCGUCGUGCUCGGCACGUCCGUGCUCACUGCUAGGGCGGGUCUGUCCAUGGCGCUGGGUGCGUUCCUUGCGGGCCUGCUGCUCUCAGAGACUGAGUUCGCUCUGCAGGUCGAGUCGGAUAUCAACCCGUAUCGUGGGCUGCUGCUCGGUCUCUUCUUCAUGACGGUGGGCAUGUCCAUCGACCCCAAGCUGCUGGUUGCUCGCUUCCCCCUCAUCCUGGCGGCCAUCGCCAUCCUCAUCGCCGGCAAGACCGCCCUGCUCGCCGCCAUGGGGCGCCUCGUCGGCCUCUCGCCCGUCGCGGCUGUGCGCACCGGCCUGCUGCUGGCGCCUGGGGGGGAGUUUGCGUUUGUGGCGUUCGGGGAGGCUGUCAGCAAGGGCAUCAUGAGUCCGCAGCUGUGCUCGCUGCUCUUCAUCGUGGUGGGCAUCAGCAUGGCCAUCACGCCAUGGCUCGCAGCGGUGGGGCAGCUCAUAGCGUCGCGCUUCGACCAGCAGGACGUGCGCUCACUGCAGCCGCAGGAGGCAGAGACUGACGACCUGCAAGGCCACAUUAUCAUCUGUGGCUUCGGCCGCGUGGGUCAGAUUAUAGGCCAGCUGCUCUCAGAGAGGCUCAUCCCCUUUGUCGCUCUCGACGUCAGCAGUGACCGCGUGAGUGCAGGUCGCUCCUUGGACCUGCCUGUCUACUUUGGCGAUGCUGGCAGCCGCGAUGUACUCCACAAGGUGGGCGCGGAGCGGGCGGCAGCCGCUGUCAUCACCUUGGACACCCCCGGCGCCAACUACCGUGCGGUGUGGGCGCUGAGCAAGAACUUUCCGCACGUGAAGACGUUUGUGCGUGCGCACGACGUGGACCACGGCAUCAACCUCGAGAAGGCCGGCGCCACUGCCGUCGUGCCAGAGACGCUAGAGCCGAGUCUGCAGCUCGCUGCUGCCGUGCUCGCCCAGGCGAAGCUGCCAGCAGCGGAUAUCGCUGCCACGCUGGACGACUUCAGAAGCCGACACCUGGCAGAGCUCACAGAGCUCUCUGCGCUGAGUGGCUCAUCGCUGGGCUACGGCUACUCCAGCAACCUCAUGAGGGCCCGAGUCGCAGAGGCAGCAGGAGCCGCAGGAAGCAGUAGCAGUGCACCAGCCACUAGUAGCAGCAGCAGCACUGCGGUGGAGGGAGACGGAGGUAUUGAGGGGCAGGCUGUUGCAAUGCCAGCUUGAAACAUGCUACCACCCAGCUUGUCUUGCCAUUUAUUUUCUGAGGAAUCCAAAUGAUGAGUGUAGAAUCCUUGUGACCCUCUGCUUCACGUCCUUGUGACACUUACAAGAUGUUUGAUUUUGGCACACACUGGUAGUUACACGGUACACCCCUUGUUCAGCCAGUGGUUUCACCACACCAGUCGUAAAUGUGGUUACAGUCUCAGUACUAGUGCUUGUGGGUGCUCUAAGCACAUACUGAAGCAGCCAGGCCCUUGUACGCGAACCAGUAAGGGAGCAAUUUUGAAACAGGCCAUGUCAUUAUAUCCGUGCUUGAUGU
Molecule: messenger RNA, 4571 nt
Organism: Closterium sp. NIES-67
Lineage: Eukaryota; Viridiplantae; Streptophyta; Zygnematophyceae; Desmidiales; Closteriaceae
Source: the annotation of a GenBank genome assembly